Messenger RNA from Lepus europaeus (European hare), 2923 nucleotides. RefSeq names its product NADH:ubiquinone oxidoreductase complex assembly factor 4 (gene NDUFAF4). Gene Ontology annotation, cellular component: mitochondrion. Gene Ontology annotation, biological process: mitochondrial respiratory chain complex I assembly. Bases 80 to 607 code for a protein of 175 amino acids. The transcript has 3 exons. Lineage: Eukaryota; Metazoa; Chordata; Mammalia; Lagomorpha; Leporidae. The record is from RefSeq and is a predicted model, not a curated record.
CUCCGUGCGCUCCAGAGGUCGCCCGCGCCGGUGUUUUCCCACGUGCGGAGUGAACCUAAGGACAUCAUGUCCUGAAGAGAUGGGGGCUCAGGUGGUGCGGGCGAUCAGGAACUUCAACCUGGAGAACCGAGCGGAACGGGAAAUCAGCAAGAUGAAGCCCUCUCCCGCUCCCAAGCACCCGUCCACCAAGAGCCUCCUCAGCGAACACUUGAGCCACCAUCCAGAAAUUAAGGGAGAAAUUGCUAGAAAAGAUGACAAGCUGCUGUCGUUACUAAAAGAUGUGUAUGUUGAUUCCACAGAUCCUGUGACUACCGUGCAGGUAAAAGAUGCCGAAACUCGUCAGGAGCCAAAGGAAUUCAGAUUGCCGAAAGGCCAUCACUUUGAUAUGAUGGAUAUUAAGAACAUUCCCAAAGGCAAAAUUUCCAUUGUAGAAGCAUUGACACUGCUCAAUAAUCAUAAACUUCAUCCAGAGACAUGGACUGCUAACAAAAUAGCACAGGAAUACCAUUUAGAACUGAAAGAUGUAAAUUCCCUUCUCAAAUAUUUUGUCACUUUUGAAGUCAAAGUUUUUCCUCCUGAAGACAAGAAAGCGAUACAACCAAAAUGAAGAAAAUCAUGAAAUUACUGUUCCUGUGUGUACUUCCCAUCCACCAUCCCAUUCAUUUCCUCAUUUUUAGCAUAUUAAAUUAUAUAAAUUGCCAGGUGUUUAAUGCUCCCUACUUCUGAGAGCAUACUGUUUAUUGAGUGCUAUUAACUUCUCAGUAUUGCUCAUUGAAUGUAUUUUGUUUUCUUUUGGAUUUUAAUUUGGUUUGGGCAUAGUUUGAAUGUAUAUGUCAAUAUGUCUAAUUGGCAGAUUUAUAACAUGACUAUAAGUCAAAGAGUUAAAGUAUUAUUUUAGGCACAUCUUACCAGCUUUUAAACUAGUUAUAUGGCCUCUUGGGAAAUGUCUUGAAUCCCUCAUUUAACAUUUGGAGUUUCACUUUCCAAUUUAGGUGGCUUAUUUUUUACCAUGGAACAUUGAAAGUAAGCUUUCCUAACACAUUUUCUUGUUAGGAAAAGGAGGAUUUGACAGUGAGGUAGAAUAAGAAUAUUUUCCAAUAAAGGCAGAUAGGAGAUGGACAGAAAAUUAGAAAACUACUUCAAUAAGAAUUAGCAAGGACUUUAAAUUUUUUUUUCACUUAUCAGAGACAGAGAAAGGGAGAGUUCCUGGUCCUCCGGCUCAGUCCUCAAAUGUCCACAUGAACUUGGCUGGAGCCAGGAGUUGAGAACCAAAUGCAGGUCUCCAUGUUAUUUGAGCCACCACUACUGCCUCUGAAGCUCUGCAUAGGCAGAAAGCUGGAAUAGAACAGAAGGAAUAGGAGCAGAAGCCGGGAAUAGAACACAGGUACUCCCAUAUGAAGGAAUAGGAGCAGAAGCCGGGAAUAGAACACAGGUACUCCCAUAUGAAGUGCAGGUGUCUUGACCAUUAGGCUAAACACCUGCUUCCUGUUUUUUUAUUUUGUUUUGAAUUGAUUUAGAUGUGAAAUGACUGUAAUUAUUAAAAAACAAUUAAUGUUUAUAAAAUGUAAAAUGUUAGUAAUUUUUGCAUUGCCAAGUAAGUCAAAAGCUUUCAGAAAGAUAACAGUAGGAAUUAUUUGAAAAAAAUAGCUUUUUUCUUUAUUUGAUACAGAAUUGCAAGAAAAAUUUAAAGAAUAAUUAAACCAAGAAACCAUGUUAAAGAAUUUGUUGAUCAAAUAUAAUCUGAUACUAAUAAUAGUUGAGAGAAUAAUAAAAAUAGCAAGUGGAAAUGUAAAGUGUGAUUAUUGAAAGGAAUCUGGGAAAUUGUUUUACCCAUUCACAAACUUGAGAGCACAAACACAUGUACUAGGUACUUGGCUGUACUAGUACUUAGCUUUACUUAAUAUGUUGGCACCUGUGGAAUCUUGGGUAGGUUGUAUAGCCUCUGAGAUGGAAUUUCUACUAUAAAAUGAGUAUAAUGCUUCCUUACUUAAACCUAAGGGUUACUGUGAAGGCAAAUAAUAAAAGGACUACAAAGGACCAAGAACAGUGGUGGUUUUUGUGAUUGAGAACAUACCCCUGAGGAGAUACAUGACCUCGGAUUCUGUAGUUCAGUCACAUAGCCCAGUCCAGAAUUUAGGUUUUCGGAAUCCUCCUAGUGAGUUUUUAUAUUAAGCUAAAAAAAGCAUAUCUCAAAAGGGUAAGAUAUGUGAUUUGUGGAAAUGUUAGUGUUAUCAGUGUACUGCAGAGGGAAGAUAGGUUCCUUUGGAAGAGGUAUGGAAGAUGCUAAGGAAUUCAGCAUGGUGAUGGAACGAAGCAUUUCUAGUAAUGCUGUUUUUAAAUGGAGUUUCAUUAACAUACCUAAUAUAUGUUUGAUUCAAUUGAAUAGUUUAAAGAAGAACAUGAACUUAAAAAAUACAGAAUGGCUUUUUGAAACUAAAUGAAAACUUUUAUCAUGUAAAGGUCAACACUUGAAUACUAGUAUUACUGUCUACUGCUUUGGUCUGACCCAUCUUCCCUGUUCUAAGGGCUGUUGUUACAUGGUGUCUCAUGAUAAAGUGCCUCUUAUUCAUUGGCCUAGUACACUGCUUUUUAUUAUGUAUAGGAGAGCACUUGGGUAGUACAUGGAAGUACAUGGAGUUUCAAACCAGAAAACUUAAGUGUAGACACUUUUCUAGGUAUUUUACAGAUGUUCCUUUGUUUAAUGUUUACCAGAGAUGUGAGGAUAAAUGCUGUUAGCAAUAUUACUGGGAAAAUUAAAGCAGCUUCAGUAACUUUUUGAAGAUAACUUACUGUUGAGUCCUGGGUUUAAAGCCUGGUAGGUUAUUUUCAGAGCCUUGCAUUCCUACCUGCUGUACUUUAUUGCCUUUCUACAGAAUUAUGAGAAGUGGGAUGGCACGCAGGCUGCCUGGGAAAGUGGAGAUUA